Messenger RNA from Suncus etruscus (white-toothed pygmy shrew), 4008 nucleotides. RefSeq names its product inositol polyphosphate-5-phosphatase F (gene INPP5F). Gene Ontology annotation, molecular function: phosphatidylinositol-4-phosphate phosphatase activity. The record is from RefSeq and is a predicted model, not a curated record. Gene Ontology annotation, cellular component: early endosome; clathrin-coated endocytic vesicle. Bases 3 to 3374 code for a protein of 1123 amino acids. The transcript is spliced from 20 exons. Lineage: Eukaryota; Metazoa; Chordata; Mammalia; Eulipotyphla; Soricidae. Gene Ontology annotation, biological process: regulation of endocytic recycling; phosphatidylinositol dephosphorylation.
GCAUGGAGCUGUUCCAAGCCAAGGACCACUACAUCCUGCAGCGGGGCGAGCGCGCGCUGUGGUGCAGCCGCCGCGACGGCGCCCUGCAGCUGCGACCCGCUACGGAUUUACUUCUUGCAUGGAAUCCCAUUUGUUUGGGGUUGGUAGAAGGUGUUAUUGGGAAAAUUCAACUUCACUCAGAUCUUCCAUGGUGGCUUAUUUUAAUUCGGCAGAAAGCGUCAGUGGGAAAACUUCCAGGAGACCAUGAAGUCUGUAAAGUUACCAAGAUUGCUGUGUUGUCCCUUUCUGAAAUGGAACCUCAGGAUCUUGAGCUAGAGCUUUGUAAGAAGCAUCAUUUUGGAAUUAACAAACCAGAAAAAAUUAUACCAUCUCCUGAUGACUCGAAGUUUCUGCUGAAGACCUUUACACAUAUUAAAUCCAAUGUGUCUGCUCCAAAUAAAAAGAAAGUUAAAGAAAGUAAAGAAAAGGAGAAGUUGGAGAGGAGAUUACUUGAGGAGCUGCUAAAGAUGUUCAUGGACUCAGAAUCCUUUUUUUAUAGCUUGACUUAUGACCUGACCAAUUCAGUGCAAAGGCAGAGCACUGGGCAGCAGGAUCCUCGUCCGCUCUGGCAGAAGGUUGAUGAUCGAUUCUUUUGGAAUAAAUACAUGAUACAAGAUCUGACUGAGAUUGGUACACCAGAUGUGGACUUUUGGAUUAUCCCAAUUAUUCAAGGUUUUGUGCAGAUUGAAGAACUUGUGGUUAAUUAUACAGAAUCAUCUGAUGAUGAGAAAAGCAGCCCUGAAACUCCCCCUCAGGAUUCCACUUGUGUAGAUGACAUUCAUCCACGAUUUCUAGUUGCUCUCAUUUCACGCCGAAGUAGGCACAGAGCAGGAAUGCGCUAUAAACGAAGAGGAGUAGAUAAAAAUGGAAAUGUUGCAAAUUAUGUGGAGACUGAACAGUUAAUUCAUGUCCACAACCAUACCUUGUCAUUUAUUCAGACAAGAGGCUCAGUACCUGUCUUUUGGAGCCAAGUUGGGUAUCGAUAUAAUCCAAGACCUCGGCUUGACAAAAGUGAAAAGGAAACUGUUGCCUAUUUCUGUGCCCAUUUCGAAGAACAACUGAAAAUUUACAAAAAACAGGUCAUUGUUAACUUAGUGGACCAGACAGGAAGAGAGAAGAUUAUCGGUGAUGCUUACCUAAAGCAGGUGCUGCUCUUUAACAACUCACAGCUCACUUACGUGUCUUUUGACUUCCAUGAACACUGCCGUGGAAUGAAGUUUGAGAAUGUUCAAACACUAACAGAUGCAAUUCAUGACAUUAUUCUUGACAUGAAGUGGUGUUGGGUUGAUCAAGCUGGGGUAAUAUGUAAGCAAGAAGGGAUUUUUCGAGUAAAUUGCAUGGACUGUCUGGAUCGUACCAACGUAGUCCAAGCUGCCAUCGCACGAGUAGUCAUGGAGCAGCAGCUGAAAAAAUUAGGUGUAAUGCCCCCAGAACAGCCACUGCCAGUGAAAUGCAAUCGCAUCUAUCAGAUAAUGUGGGCCAAUAAUGGUGAUGCCAUCAGCAGACAGUAUGCGGGGACAGCCGCUCUGAAGGGCGACUUCACAAGGACAGGAGAAAGGAAGUUGGUGGGCGUGAUGAAGGAUGGCGUGAAUUCAGCCAAUAGGUAUUACCUGAAUCGAUUUAAGGAUGCUUACAGGCAAGCAGUUAUAGAUUUGAUGCAAGGCAUCCCAGUGACAGAAGAUCUUUAUUCCAUAUUUACCAAGGAGAAAGAGCAUGAAGCUUUGCAUAAGGAAAGUCAGAGGAGCCACCAGGAACUAAUCAGUCAGCUGUUACAAAGUUACAUGAAGCUGCUCCUGCCUGAUGAUGAAAAGUUCCAUGGGGGCUGGGCCCUCAUCGACUGUGACCCCAGCCUCAUAGAUGCCACUCACCGAGACGUGGAUGUGCUGCUUCUGCUUUCCAGUUCUGCCUACUAUGUGGCCUAUUACGAUGAUGAAGUUGAUAAAGUAAAUCAGUAUCAACGACUAAGUCUGGAAGAUCUUGAAAAAAUAGAAAUAGGUCCAGAACCCACUCUUUUUGGCAAGCCGAAGUUCUCCUGCAUGCGAUUGCAUUACAGAUACAAAGAAGCAAGUGGCUACUUCCACACGCUGAGAGCUGUCAUGCGCAAUCCAGAAGAAGAUGGGAAAGAUACCCUGCAGUGCAUUGCAGAGAUGCUGCGGAUCACCAAGCAAGCAAUGGGGUCAGAUGUACCAAUAAUGGAGAAAAAACUUGAGAGGCAAAGCAGUAAACCACAUGAAGACAUCAUUGGCAUUCGCUCUCAAAACCAAGGCUCUCUGGCCCAAGGGAAAAAAUUUUUAAUGAGCAAAUUCUCCUCUCUAAAUCAGAAAGUAAAACAGACAAAAUCCAACGUAAGUAUUGGCAAUCUACGAAAACUAGGUAACUUUACAAAACCCGAAAUGAAAGUUAACUUUCUAAAACCAAAUUUAAAAGUCAACCUUUGGAAGUCAGACAGUAGCCUUGAGGCCCUGGAAAGUGUAGGUGCGGCUGAGGGCGAGCUCCAGGCGGAGUCAGACGGGGAAGUGUCUUCGGAGAAUGACUCCUUCCACUCAGAUGAGUUCCUCAGCAGCUCCAGGUGUGAUGGAGACCAGCAGGUAGCUGGCUCCUUAGAGAAUGUGGGGCCAGUAGACUAUGUUCUUCCCAGCUGUGGCAUUAUUGCUUCAGCCCCGAGGUUGGGUGGUCGAUCCCAGUCCAUCAGCAGCACUGAGGGCAGCAUUCACGGAAGUGGGCUCGAAAAAGGUUGUGUGCCUCCUGUGAAGAAGAGUCCCUCUGCUGACCAUAUACACAGACUGGCUGGGGGUGCCAAGCCGAUGGAGAUCUACUGCCACAGAUUUGUACAUGACGCACAACACAAAAUGAUCCGGCAGUCGGAGAGCAGGUCUGUGUCUCAGCAGGUUGGUGAGGACAGAGUGACCAAUCAAGUUGCUCACGAAGAAAUCCAAACUCCAUCAGAGUCAGUGGGACAGGUACCGUCUCGGCCGUCCCAGUUAGAUGUGUCUUUAGCAGGCCCACAACUUUUGUCCGUUGAAACUGCACACGUAGUGGUAUCUGAAAAGACCCCAGGUUCUGGAUCCAGCAUGCUUGAACUUGAGACAGGGCUUCACAUGACUCCUUCUCCCUCUGAAAGCAGUAGCAGCAGAGCCGUCUCUCCCUUUGCCAAGAUUCGAAGCUCCAUGGUCCAGGUAGCUAAUAUUACCCAAGCAGGACUAACCCAAGGCAUCAACUUUGCAGUGGCAAAGGUUCAGAAAAGCCCCGCAGAACCGGAAGUAGUUAAUGAAGUCCAGCAAAAUGAAUUUAAGAGUAUGUUUACACAGUGCCAGACACGAAUAAUCCAGAUUUAAUUUCUAGUCAGAGAGAAUCCUGUGGCUUAAAAGACUUCCAAGCUAGGACAGGGGUUAAGGUGUUUGUCUUGCCUAUGAUUGACCCUGGUUCAGUUCCCAGCACCUUAUCCCUAAGCACCGCUGGGUGUGCCCCAACCUUCCCCUCUAAAAUAGGCUGUACUGUGAUUUUGAAUGUAGGAAUAACAAAUCCUAAUUAAGUCUGUUGGGAAACAUUUUGAAACAUUUUGAAAGAAGUCAGAACUUGAGGGAUUUCCCAAUUUAGAAGUGGGGAUAGCAGAAAUGUAUCGUUCUAGAAUGUGCAGACAAAGAAAGCAGUGGCUUUCUUUGAAAGAAAUUAGGACUGGAUUAUCUGGAGACGUAAUAGCCUAUCAUUUUUUGGUGGAACAGGUAGAGUGACGCAGAUGACGUAUAAAAAUGGAUGUGAUCCCAUUUAGCAAAUUAGUGCUUCAUAAUUUGAUGUCAGUUUCUAAGUAUUACCUCAACAGGAUAUUUAGUUUAUUUGAAUAAAAUACUCCUAGUUUAAAAAAUUGAACUGAGUUACUUGAUUUGGCACUGCAGUCAAGAAAUACGCCCAUUUUAACUAGCACACCCUUACCCCUACACUCAUAUUCUGCUUAAACAUAUUUAAAAUGUU